Messenger RNA from Helianthus annuus (common sunflower), 699 nucleotides. RefSeq lists its product as uncharacterized. The record is from RefSeq and is a predicted model, not a curated record. NCBI's taxonomy places the organism in Eukaryota, Viridiplantae, Streptophyta, Magnoliopsida, Asterales, Asteraceae. The transcript has 2 exons. Bases 1 to 699 code for a protein of 232 amino acids.
AUGGCGGAUGACCUCCCCCCGUUAUGGUUCCCACCCAUGAGUAGCGACGAUUCAUCCGAUAGUAGCAUUCUUUUUUUUCAAAAUCUCAUCGAAGAAGCCGAACUUCAAGAUACCGGCACAUCUAACCGAAGGAGAUAUAUUGAACGUCAACGUGAGGAGGGGCAUGAGACACUCAUGGCGGAUUAUUUUGUCGAAGACCCGAAGUACAACGAAGAUAUCUUUCGGCAUAGGUUCCGUAUGUCGAAACGUUUGUUUCUACAAAUUGUGUCCGAUGUGGAAGAGAACGACCCGUGGUUUGUAGAGGCCCCCGAUGCGCGAGGUAGGAAGGGCUUUACGCCCUUGCAAAAGGUGACAUCGGCUAUUAAACAGCUCGCAACUGGAAACACUCCAGACGAGAACGACGAGUACUUGCAUAUGGCCGAAAGAACUUCCCGCGAGUGCCUAGAAUAUUUUUGUGACACGGUUUGCAAAAUAUAUGGUCCAGAGUUCUUACGUAGACCGACAAGCCACGACAUGGCACUUUUAUACCAAGCUCAUGAGGAAAAACAUCACCUUCCAGAGUAUCGAGGCCAAUACAUGCGAGGAGAUCAUAGAUACCCGACUAUUAUGCUCGAAGCGGUUGCUUCUCAAGACUUAUGGUUUUGGCAUGCUUUUGCCGGUCCACCGGGUUCUCAAAACGAUAUCAAUGUUCUACAAUAA